CCUUGCGCGGUUUGCGCAUUCCCCUGUUUCCAACCUCUCCCGAGACCCGGCGGCGGCGGCGGCGCCACCGAACCACAGACCUCCCGCCGCCGCGUGCACCCGAGCUGUCUCUCCAUGACAAGGCGUCCGCCUUGCUCGUAGCGAGCCGUCAAACAGCGAGGGAGCUGUAUGGGAGUCGAGGGAGCAAUCGGAGCGCAGCCGAGCCCGGAACUGAGUCUCGCGGCGGCGGUGGUGAGGAGGUGGGGGCGGAGCCAUGGCCCGGUCCCGGGCGCUGCUGGACCUGUCCACGCGGCUGAUGAACGUCUGCCUCGCCGCGCUCUGCCGCGGCGGCAGCCUCGACCGCGCGGAGGCCGUCCUCGUCGACGCCAUCCGCCUCGGCCUGCCCCCCGACGUCGUCACCUACAACACCCUCCUCGCCGCGCACUGCCGGGCCGCGGGCCCCGACGCGGGGCUCGCCGUCGUGCACCGGAUGCGGGAGGCCGGGGUGAGCCCCGACGCCGUCACCUACAACUCCCUCAUCGCGGGAGCGGCGCGCCGCGGGCUCACGAUGCGCGCCCUCGACCUGUUCGACGAAAUGCUCCGCUCGGGCGUCGCCCCCGACUCGUGGAGCUACAACGCGCUCAUGCACUGCCUGUUCCGGUCCGGACACCCGGAGGACGCGUACCGGGUGUUUGCUGAUAUGGCGGAGAAGGGCGUCGCCCCGUCCGCCACGACGUACAACACGAUGCUGGACGGGCUGUUCAGGGCUGGCCACGCGACGAAUGCCUACAGGAUGUUCAGGUACCUGCAGAGGGUGGGUCUCCCCAUUGGCAUUGUGACGUACAACACAAUGAUCAACGGGCUGUGCAGGUCAGGCAAGGUGGGUUAUGCCCGCAUGGUCCUUAAGGAACUGGGGAGGACCGAACAUGCCCCUAAUGCCGUCACAUACACGACGGUUAUGAAGUGCUGCUUUAGGUACGGCAGGUUUGAUCAGGGUUUGGAGACCUUUUUGUCCCUGCUUGAAGGAGGGUACAUUUCAGAUGCUUUCCCGUACACGACGGUAAUCAGUGCGCUUGUCAAGAAGGGCCGGAUGCAGGAAGCCAAUGCCUAUUGUGAGCUCAUGAUACAAAGUGGUUCCACUCUUGAUAAUGCAUGCUACAACACGCUGAUUCACCUGCGAUGCCAAGAAGGGAAGCUGGACGACGCAUUUGAGCUGCUGAACAUGAUGGAAGAAGGUGGCCUGGAGAGCGAUGAGUACACAUUCUCAAUUUUGGUCAAUGGUCUGUGCAAGAUGGGGCAAAUCGAGGCUGCAGAGAAGCAGAUAUGUUCCAUGGAGAUGAUGGGCUUGCAAUCAAAUGUGGUGGCAUACAAUUGCUUGAUUGACGCACUAUGCAAAUCUCAUGAGGUGGAUGCAGCCAUCAAAGUACUGCACAGCAUGAAGCUAAAGGAUGAUUUUACUUACACAUCACUAGUCCAUGGUCUGUGUAAGGUGGGUAGGUACCAUAUGGCAUCAAAAUUCUUGAGGAUCUGCUUGCAUGAAGGGAACAAUGUUCUCGCAUCUGCAAAGCGUGCUGUCAUUUCUGGGCUUCGUAGUGCAGGGUUUAAAAAUGAUUUGAGGAAAGUCCGAUCAGCAUUAUAUAUGGCUAGGCUGUUGCGGUCUUAGUCCAAGGAAAAAGAUCUGCAUCCUGACUGGAUGAUCCUGUGAAAUGGUCAAUUCAAUGUAGACUGUUUUGUAGACUGAAUAGGCGAUCCUUUACGGAGAUGGAAAAUGAAGCACCUAACCACUCUAAUACUCUAUCAGGGCAUCAUGCCCCACAGGAAGGAUUCCAGAACUGGGUUAUCUCUAUAGAGGUGCUGCUCCAAUAAAUCAGUUAUUGGAGGCUCGAUAGUCUGGUGAUGUUAAAGUGCACAGCAAGCCAUGUCAUUCUCAAAGCAAAAAGUUUAUUGAACAUCAAUGAACAACGAGGGCUGAUGCACACAUGAUCACUACUUGGCACAAGCUGAUGCACUCAUGACCUCUAGUUGACAGAUGGUACCAGCUUAACAUGUGCAGGAAGUGAUCCCUCCAUGGUGUCAAACUUCACCUAUCGUCAUAUUGGUUUGAGGUGAAUGAUUCGAGGUGUUGGAUUGAACUCUCGUGACUAUUAGUAUUCAAAUUUCCAACAGAAGUUAAAAUUAUGUGGAGCAUAGCACUAACUGUGUCCUCUUUUCGAUGGUUGGUGGUUAUUGAUUUGAUUCAGAACAGAGCUGCCCCCGGUUGGAUGGACACACAGUAUGCAGUCACAAAAUUGAGAAGUUGCAGCAUAGUACAGAACAUCCUGUUUGUUAAUUAUUUUGUUUGGUUUUGGUUCAUUAAUUCUUUUGGAGUGGGUGAGAAAGGAAUCUUAUUCUCUUUGAGUGAUACCUUAUCUCAUGAUAGAUAAGUCUUGUACUGUGCUUAGCCAUUAAGUUAUAGGCAGCUGUUGACACCUGUUAGUAGUAGUAAAUUUAGAUUUUGCUUUAGCUGUAAACAGCAGUCCAAACAUUAUGUCAGUUACUGUAGCGAUGCUGUAGCACCGACCUAAAAUUCCGAUAAAAGGACAUGUACCCUUCCUGUGUAUCUAAGCUUGUGUAAUAUAGAAAUAUACAUUGUUAGCUUC
Panicum hallii is the source of this 2618-nucleotide messenger RNA. Its product is annotated as putative pentatricopeptide repeat-containing protein At4g17915. The coding region runs from base 254 to 1642 and encodes 462 amino acids. Gene Ontology annotation, molecular function: protein binding. Lineage: Eukaryota; Viridiplantae; Streptophyta; Magnoliopsida; Poales; Poaceae. The record is from RefSeq and is a predicted model, not a curated record. The transcript has 2 exons.